AUGGAGGACCCUGUGAUCCGCAUACCGCCCUACCACUAUGUCCAUGUGCUGGACCUCAACAGCAACGUCACCCGCGUGGAGGUUGGGACCCACACCUAUCGGCAGGACCACGAGAGGGUGGUGUUUGCCCCCAGGCGCAUGGUGAUGGUGCCCCCCCGGCACUACUGCGUGGUGCUCAACCCCGUGGCCCGGGGCCCUACGGGGGCUGUGCUGGUCGAUGGAGCGGGGCAGGCUCGUCUGCGGCACGCUGACCUCGAUAUCCGCCUGGCACAGGAGCCCUUCCCCCUAUACCCUGGCGAGGAGAUCCAGCAGGACAUCACCCCACUGCAGGUGGUGCUGGCUGACACUGCCCUGCGCCUGCGGGCCCUGCUUGAUUUCAAGGAUGAGGAUGGAAACAAGUUUGUGGCAGGAGAUGAGUGGCUCUUCGAGGGUCCCGGCACCUACAUCCCCCGCAAAGAGGUGGAGGUGGCUGAGACACUGCAAGCCACUGUCAUUGGGCACAACCAGGCCAUCCGCCUGCGAGCACGCAAGCUGUGCCUUGACCGCUAUGGCACCCGCCGUGUCACAGGUGAGGAGUGGCUGGUGAAGCAGGUGGGUGCUUACUUGCCUGGUGUCUACGAGGAGGUGGUGGACGUUGUGGAUGCCUACAUCCUCACUGACAAGAAAGCCCUGCACCUGAGGGCAACACGGACGUUUGAGGAUGAGCGGGGCCGGGUGCGGCGCACAGGCGAGGAGUGGCUGGUGACCCAGGCGCAGAGUGAGGCCUAGAUCCCGGAGGUGUUUGAGGAGGUGGUGGCCGAAGUGGCGGUGACAACGCUGGGCCCCCGGCAGUACUGCGUGGUGCUUGACCCUGUGGGGCCCAAUGGGCAGCCCCAGCUGGGCCAGCAGCGUGUUGUCAAGGGAGAGAAGUCCUUCUUUUUGCAGCCGGGUGAGCGACUCCAGGCUGGCAUCCAAGAUGUCUAUGUACUCUCUGAGGAUGAGGGGUUGCUGCUCCAGGCGCUCCAGACCAUCAAGGACACCAAUGAGGAGGGGACGGAGGUGACGCGGCAGGCAGGUGACCGCUGGCUGGCCCGGGGCCCCCUCGAGUACGUGCCACCGGCUGAGGUGACCGUGCUGGAGCGACGCCGGGCCGUGGCCCUUGCUGACAAUGAGGGUAUCUACGUGCGA
Messenger RNA from Balearica regulorum gibbericeps (East African grey crowned-crane), 1167 nucleotides. The record is from RefSeq and is a predicted model, not a curated record. NCBI's taxonomy places the organism in Eukaryota, Metazoa, Chordata, Aves, Gruiformes, Gruidae.